CACACACACCUUCCCUGUCUACUUCUUUAGCUACUUACUAAUGUUGUUGGUUGGUUUUCCUCACAGCUUGCGCUACCUGAACGCAUCAGCCAAUAAGCUGGAGUGCCUCCCUCCAGCCAGCCUAUCAGAGGAGAGCUUCAGCAGCCUGCAGGAGCUGUAUCUGACCAAUAACAGCCUGACGGACAAGAGUGUCCCUCUGCUGACUGGUCACGCCCACCUCAGGGUGCUGCACCUGGCCUACAACCAGCUACAGACCUUCCCAGCCAGUAAGAUGGCGCGGUUGGAGCAGCUGGAGGAACUGGACCUCAGUGGGAACAGGCUGAGAGCGGUGCCCACCACCAUCCUGAGCUGCAGGCACAUGCACACCCUCUCUGCCCACUCCAACAACAUCACUGUCUUCCCUGAGGUCCUCCAGCUUCAAGACAUGAAGUGUGUGGAUCUGAGCUGUAAUGAGUUGUGUGAGGUAGUCCUCCCAGAGUCUCUGCCUGCUAAACUACAGGAGCUAGACCUGACAGGCAACCCCCGCCUCAACCUGGACCACCGGAGCCUCGAGCUGCUCAAUAACAUUAGGUGUUUCCGUGUGGACCCAUCUCCCUCCUCUUUGUGUGGCAGUGAGGGGCCCGGGGAGCCUGCAGUCUGGAGCCACGGAUACACAGAGGCCUCUGGGGUCAACAACAAGCUGUGUGUAGCAGCCCUGGCGUUGGAUAGUUUCUGUGGAAGCAGGGAGGCUCUGUACGGGGUGUUUGACGGAGACCGGAACGUUGAGGUGCCCUACCUGCUGCAAUGCACCAUGGGAGACGUGCUGGCCGAGGAACUACACAAGAGCAAGAACCAAGAGGACUAUAUGACCAACACCUUCCUCACCAUGCAGAGGAAGUUGGGCACGGCAGGACAGAGGCUGGGAGGGUCCGCGGCCCUCUGCCACAUCCGUCAUGGCCUAGUUGCCCCAAGCGACCGUGGCGGCGGGGGCUGUUUCACGGUGACAGCGGCUAACGUGGGAAGGUGUCAAGCAGUUCUGUGUCGUGAUGGCAAGGCCCUCCCUCUCUCCACCACACACACCGUCAGACAGCAGUCAGAGUACCAAAGAGCACGCCAGCACCAUGCUAUCAUCACUGAGGUACACACACACUGCCGGGGGCUGGGUGGGGGUGGUGGGGCUACAGCAGCAGCAGUCUUCAGUGAUACUCAGCUGCACCACCACAGCACACCGACUGUCAGGACAGCCGUAGCCUGCGCCACCGUACACAGCUUCUGGCUGCUGCUAGGGAGUCUGGGACGUUACGCACUGCCUCCACUGCCUCGCGUGGACAUGCGUAUCCACAAGCCCCGGCUGGCCAGGAUGAAAACUCAUCCUGCGGGGGCGGGGCACACACACCCUAACACCUCUGUCACACAGCAGCCUGAGCCUUUACCUCCACCCUCCUGCCAGUCAGCCCCCACCCCACCCUCGUCCCCCCCUCAUCCGUUUCCUGACCAUCAGCCCAGCCCUGACCCUAGCCCUGACCCUGUAGGAGAAGAGGAGCUGAGGGCUGUAGAGACAGACACUGUAACACCCAAACACACUGUUCAGGGACAGGAGGUGGGGCCUGGAGAGACUGGAGCAGGGUUGUGUCUGAUUGGUGGAGAGGCGCAGUUAGGUGCGGGCUCAGGCUCUAGCUCAGCCAGUAGGACUCUGGGUGGGACUCUGGGGCGUAAGGGGCGGGGUAAUGGCUCGGUGGCGUGUCAGGGGCGGAGCCAGGAUGUGAUAGAGGAGGUGGGCGACGCUCCCGUCAGGAAGCAAGGAGGUUACUUCAAUGCUCCGGCCCAGCCGGACCCUGACGACAAGCUCGUCAUUCCUCCCGAGCUGGAGGAGGAGAUCCGGGAGAUCAUGAAACAACAACAGGUGCAGAGUCAGACACACCCCCAGUCACCGCCUGCAGCAGAAUACUACGUCACGCCCUUCUAG
Molecule: messenger RNA, 1945 nt
Organism: Salvelinus sp. IW2-2015
Lineage: Eukaryota; Metazoa; Chordata; Actinopteri; Salmoniformes; Salmonidae
Source: RefSeq, a predicted model, not a curated record